This is a messenger RNA of Triticum turgidum subsp. durum (durum wheat), 438 nucleotides long. NCBI's taxonomy places the organism in Eukaryota, Viridiplantae, Streptophyta, Magnoliopsida, Poales, Poaceae. The record is from the annotation of a GenBank genome assembly.
AUGGAGCAGACCGGCGGCAAGGGCGACCACGACUCGCGGCUGAUGCGCGACCUCUGCACGCUGCUCGUCACCAUCAUCGCCCCCGUCGCGGCGGCGUCCUCGGUGGACUCGCCCCGGAGGCCCGUGGCGCGGCGCCCGCGGGGCGGCAUGUCACCGGCGAGCGCGGCGUCGAUGCUUCUGGGCGCGUCGAUGGCGCUGAUGCUGUGCGGGUCCGUGACGUUCGCCAUCGGUUUCCUCCUCAUGCCGUGGGUCGCCGGCGUCGCGCUGCUCUUCGGCUUCGCCGGCGUCAUCUCCACCCUCUCCUCCGGCCUCCUCCCCUCGUCCUCGCCGUCCUCCUCCAAGGAUAAGGAGCGACGGCUGCUGAUGCCGACGCAAGGGCGUGUCCGUGCCUCUGCCCCGAUGAGCUCUGUCCCGGAUAAGCUCGUGGCGUGGCGUUGA